Molecule: messenger RNA, 976 nt
Organism: Oenanthe melanoleuca
Lineage: Eukaryota; Metazoa; Chordata; Aves; Passeriformes; Muscicapidae
Gene: ENTR1
Product: endosome associated trafficking regulator 1
Exons: 6
Coding region: 75-902 (275 amino acids)
Biological process (GO): regulation of cytokinesis; positive regulation of cilium assembly; positive regulation of protein localization to cilium
Cellular component (GO): early endosome; ciliary basal body; midbody
Source: RefSeq, a predicted model, not a curated record
CGGGGCCGCGGGGGCGGCGCCGCGAUUGGUGCGCUCGGCCGGGGAGGCCCCGCCCCCCGCGCCCUCAGGCGGCCAUGGCGGCGCUGCCGGUGGCGGAGCCGCUGCCGGGGGACCCGGCCGAGCCCAACCCUUUCUCCUUCCGCGAGUUUGUCCGCUCCAAGUCCCGCGGCGGUGACACACAGGUCAGCGCGCCCGGGGUCCGUCCCGUCAAAACGCCCGUCUCAGCCCCGCUGUCCCCUCCGCAGGCGGCUUGGCCCGGGCCCGUCGUGCCGCCGCUGCCCGCGGUGCCCGCAGAGUCGGGGGACGAGCAGGAGGAGCAGGAGGAGGAGGAGGAGGAGGAGGAGUGGAGCGAGAGCUACCAGCCCCUGGCCGUGGAGCAGGCCCUGGCCCGCGGCCCCUCCCGGCAGCCGAGCUACGAGCAGCUAAAAGAAGAGAAUGCUCUUUUGAGAAGCAAGAUCAAUAAGCUUCAGAUUCUGUCUGAAACUCAAGCAGACAAAAUGAGGAAGCUUGAGAAGAAGCUUGAGGAAAACAAAAUCAAAGAAGAAAAAGAAGCUCAGGAUUUGGAAGCAAUGGUUCAGCACGUGGAGCAGAAUCUCCAGCUGAUGACUAAACGGGCUGCCAAAGCUGAGAACAGUGCUGCCAAACUGAGACAGGAAAAUGCACAGCUCCAGGCUGAGCUGAGGAAUUGCAGGCUGGAGAAGGAGGCACUGCAGGCAGGCCAGGCAGGGUUGGCUGUGGCCAAGCAGAAUGCAGAGGUGGCCCUGCAGCACCUGCUCCAGGUCACAACCAGCUCCAGAGCAUCUAUCAGGCAGCUGCUCUCUGGAGCAGAAUCCCUGCAGCUCGUUGCUGAUCUCCUGAAAUCCAUAGACAGAAUCGCUGAGGUGGCAGAUGAUGGACAGUGAUGACAGUGACUCACACAACACGGAGGACUUUGUUUUCAUAUGGGAACUAUUACUAAAAAGUGAAUUUUUUGAUA